UUCCUUUGACCUACUUCUAACUCAUCUUAGAGUAUUAAGAGCCAGCUUAGUUUUUUUGGUUGAAUUCUGUCUAGGAAAUUGGCAGAUGGCUAGCUACAAUGCCGCAAACAUUUUGUGUUGAUUCACUUUGUACUUUUUGGACGUCACAGGCUUUUUAAUAUUUAUCUUAAGUUAUGUUUUACGAUUGAGAUAAGAACGUUCAUUGAUUUCAAAUGAGAGAAGCAAAUGACUGCCUACACUUAAUCAUUUCAAUUAUUUUCAAAAUGUGGUUCUGUGUGUUGGUUUUGACGCUAGCCUGUCUCAACUCUACACAGAGUUGCACAGAGGAGGAGCUAAAAAAUGACCCGGAACGUAGCUGCAACAAAUGUCCAGCAGGCUUUCACAAAGAAACCUCCAAAUGCAGAAAAUGUAUCGGCCAGACAUUCACAGCGAUAGUAAAUGAACUGCCAACUUGUCAUCGCUGUAAAAAAUGUGAUAUAGGAGUAUCUCAAGUGGAGAAGAAAGGUUGUGAGCCCAAGAGUGACAUUGUAUGUGGCUGCAAGGAGGGAUUCUACCCAACGAACCUCAACAAGGACUUGUACUGUGAAUCAUGCUCCAAAUGCAAAAACUGCAGUCUCUGUUCCGUGUGUAAGUCAGACUUUAACAAAGACGAGUUGAAGCGAUGCCAACCAUGCCAAACGAAAGAGUGCACCACAACUUCAACCCCCAAACUCCCAAUACCAACAUCCAACCCCACCAUCAUCAAACAUACAGACACUUCUCACCUCCCCUACACCAUGAUGUAUGUCCUUCUGGUUUUCCUGGUCACCACUCUGUUAAUGGCCUGUCUCCUGGGUGGAUGGAGGAAACUUGGCUGUUACGCAAACCCAGAAAAGGAACUCCAGUUGCCUACCAGGGACACCUCAGCCAAUGAUCAGCUUCAUCAUCAGCCAAACUACCCAACUUCACUGACGCUGAACAUUACUGAAGGGAUUCCCAUGAUGACACUCGCUCACAGUGCUGCCAAGACUGAGUUUAACCCCCUUGUCACACCCCUGCUGCCAGACAGAGAGCCCAGAGUCCCUCGCCAGGACACKCAGGAGGAGCACUGGCCCGCGACGGUGUUAUAUGCCAUCAUCAAGGAGGUGCCUCUGCGGCGCUGGAAGGAGUUCCUGCGCGUGCUCUCCCUGACCGACCAGCAGCUAGAGCGUGUGGAGCUGGAGCCAGGCCUGGGCUCUAUUGAGAGGCAGUACCAGAUGCUGCGGCUGUGGAGCCAGGGCCCGACUGCAAGUCUGGAGGACGUAUACUCGGCCCUGCUCUACAUGGACCUGGCUGGCUGUGCCUACCAGCUGCAGGAUUGUCUGGAGCAGCUGCAGUGGAGAGCCACAACCAAAGACAUCACCACAGUUUCAUAGGACAACUGAGUAGGGAUAGACAUGAGUAUUCGAACAGACGUCAAAAAUCGGUCUUAACCAGAGAUCACAUUGUUUUCAAAUGCUGUGUUGCAACUAAGCGCAAGGCACAUCUCUCUCCAUACUCACUCUCUCGYUUUGUCAAUGUUUAUGAAUUCCCCACAAUGUAUCAAAUGUAUCAGCAGUACUAAAUGUAGGCUACUGUUAUUCAUUGCCACUUCCCCAUUAAUCUAGAAUGUUUGGUUAUGGUCUUUUCUGUUUAUUCAAUGUAUUAAUACUGCAUACUGUUCUCAUUCUGGUAGUGUACACAUAGUUUGGAGAGCUCACAAACUGCGCUGUGAUAACGAAGUUGUGGUUUAUUUAAUUAUACACUGAACAAAAAUAUAAACGCAACAUGCAACAAUU
Messenger RNA from Salvelinus sp. IW2-2015, 1796 nucleotides. Its product is annotated as tumor necrosis factor receptor superfamily member 1A. Gene Ontology annotation, molecular function: protein binding. Gene Ontology annotation, cellular component: plasma membrane. Lineage: Eukaryota; Metazoa; Chordata; Actinopteri; Salmoniformes; Salmonidae. The record is from RefSeq and is a predicted model, not a curated record. Gene Ontology annotation, biological process: signal transduction.